This is a messenger RNA of Camelina sativa (false flax), 1629 nucleotides long. The record is from RefSeq and is a predicted model, not a curated record. Lineage: Eukaryota; Viridiplantae; Streptophyta; Magnoliopsida; Brassicales; Brassicaceae.
AUGGUGCAAAGCUCAAAGUUACAUGGUCUGCCUAUGGAAGACCCUCUUGAUCACUUGGAUCAGUUUGAUAUGCUGUGUGGGACGGUGAAAAUCAACGGUAUCUCGGAAGAUGCAUUCAAACUCCGCCUCUUUCCGUUUUCUCUUGGAGAUAGAGCUAGAACAUGGGAGAAGAACCUACCAGUGGGAUCCAUUACUUCGUGGGAUCAAUGCAAGAGAGCCUUCCUCUCCAAGUUCUUCUCAACUACAAGAACAGCAAGGGGAGUCCUACCAAAGAUAAGGAUGUUGCUUGACACAGCAAGUAAUGGAAACUUCCUUGGCCAAGAUGUUGAUGUUGGUAUGACUUUGGUGGAGAAUCUUGCACAAAGUGAUGGUAACUAUGGAGAGGAUUAUGAUAGAACACCAAGAGAUCAUUCUGAUAUGAAUGAGCAACACAGAAAGGAGAUCAAAGCAUUGAAUGGCAAGAUGGACAAGAUGCUUAUGGCCAAUCAAAAGCAAGUUCACUUUGUCAAUGAAUGUGAACUUUAUCAAGAAGGUAUGGAGGCUUGUGUUGAGGGACAAGAGGAGGUCAAUUAUAUUGGUGGCCAAGGCUAUAACAAGUUAAAUCCUAAUUACCACAACCACCCUAACCUCUCUUACCGCAGCACCAAUGUGGAGAACCCACAAGAUCAGUCUUAUCCACCCCAAAAACCACCUGGUUUCCCUCCCCAACCCAACUAUCAGCCUCAACCUCAAGGGAAUUACCAAGCCAAACCUCAAAGCUAUUCCCAGCCACAGCAGCAAAUGAAUGCACCACAUCCUCAUAGUCAAGUAGAUGACACAAAUGCUCUACUUAGACAACUCCUAGAAGGACAAGGAAGAGGAGCCAUUGAACUUGCUACACAAAUGAAAGCCAUACACAACAAGGUUGACAAUGUCUAUGGUGAGUUAAAUGCUAAGUUUGAAAGGUUGCAAACACAAGUCCAGGGACAAGCUUCUUCCUCUUCAACAAAACAAAUGGGUUCUCUACCGGGAAAAUCAGAACAACACCCAAAGGCGUUUUGCAAUGCCAUCUUCAAGGAAGAAGUGAACAGGGUUACUAGUAUGAGUUUCGAAAAAUCAAAAAUGGAUAGCCAUGCUGAUGAGAAUGAAAGGUCUAUUGAAAAGAUCUCUGCUCUCCUAUAUGGUUCUGCUGCUGAGAGUUUGGUGGUUGCUAAAGUUGAGAAAACUGAGAAAGAAUCAAGGGGUAAGGAGAUAGUUGCCAAUGAGGUUGAAAAGAAAGAUGAACCAAGUGUUGCUCUUCCUCUUUAUAGUCCUCCAAUUCCAUUUCCCCAAAGGGUUCUUACAAAGGUCAAAAAGAAAGUUCUCUCAAGUUUCAAAGCUAAUAUGAAUAGAGUUGGAACACCUUUGCCUCAUGUGGAUAGCUUGUCUCAAGUUCCUAGCCAUAUAGGGUUCAUCAAAGCUAUUCUAGCAAACAGAGAGAAGGUGGAAGAGAUCAUGGGAAUUUUUGAUUCACCAAGUGAAGAACAACCAAGAGCAAGUGUUAAUGUGAUGUCACUUGAGAUGGUAAAGAGUCUUGGGAUCAAAGAUAUGAAGCAACCCUCUUCUUCCAUCACAUUGGAGAUGCCUCCUCAAAAUCUCCACUUGGUUUGA